Messenger RNA from Vicia faba (fava bean), 477 nucleotides. The record is from the annotation of a GenBank genome assembly. NCBI's taxonomy places the organism in Eukaryota, Viridiplantae, Streptophyta, Magnoliopsida, Fabales, Fabaceae.
AUGAUUUCAGGAACUUUAAAUUAUUCUUUUCCAACCAGUUUAUGUGGGUUUUUACAAAGUGAAAAUUUCAUUAUAGCAAUUAUUGCCUCCAAAAAAUUGUUUGGGGGCUUAUUUAUCUAUAUAUCUACUUUGCAAAGUGAAAAUUGUUUUGGUACAACAAGAGUGAAACAACACAUUGUUGCAUGUCAUCGAUCAAUAUGUCGAAAGAUAAAUCUAAUGUUAGUUUCAAUCUUGAAAUAUUCUUAUGGUGGAGUUAGAAGUGUUUGGAUUCUUCAUUAUGGUGCAUAUCAUUCUGUUUGGAUUCAUAUGAUAUUUGAUUAUGAAUUUAUUUUGAAGUAUACCUCUCCUUCCAGCAUUCCUUAUGUUAAGAUUACAUAUGAUUCUCAUAUUUAUGUUGAUGGUUGUGGAGACAUUGACUUUCAAUUUUUAAAACUAAAAAAUGUGUUUCAUAUCAUGAUCUUUCGAACAAAUGUAUAA